Molecule: messenger RNA, 3081 nt
Organism: Arctia plantaginis
Lineage: Eukaryota; Metazoa; Arthropoda; Insecta; Lepidoptera; Erebidae
Source: the annotation of a GenBank genome assembly
AUGUCUCAAACAGAGGAAGCUAUGGAGGUUGCAGAUGUUGGUGAUAAUUCGAAUGAGUCUUCUAACGAUACUACAUCAUCAAGGGGCAAAGAAGGCGACUUCGAAAGCAAGAUCGAAACUGAUCGUUCAAAACGAUUUGAGUUUUUACUGAAACAAACUGAAAUUUUCUCCCACUUUAUGUUAAAUGCCCCUAAAUCCGGUAACAGUCCUCCAAAACCGAAAGCAGGUAGACCUAAGAAGAAUAAAGAUGCCGAUAAGGAUUCGGGAGGAGCCGGAGAUCAUCGUCACCGUAAGACAGAACAAGAAGAGGAUGAAGAACUCCUUGCUGAGACUAAUAUUAAAACAAAAAAUAUAUUCCGGUUUGAAGCAUCUCCUCCAUAUGUCAAGAAUGGAGAAAUGCGUGAUUAUCAAGUGAGAGGUCUGAAUUGGAUGAUUUCACUGUAUGAAAACGGUAUCAAUGGUAUUUUAGCUGAUGAAAUGGGUCUUGGGAAGACAUUGCAGACUAUUUCCCUUCUUGGUUAUAUGAAGAAUUACAAAAAUGUGCCAGGGCCACAUAUUGUGAUUGUGCCAAAAUCAACAUUGACCAACUGGAUGAAUGAGUUCAAGAAAUGGUGUCCAUCAUUAAGAGCAGUUUGUCUUAUAGGUGACCAGGAAACCAGAAAUACUUUUAUAAGAGAGACCCUAAUGCCUGGAAACUGGGAUGUCUGCAUCACAUCAUAUGAGAUGAUAAUUAGAGAAAGAUCAGUAUUCAAGAAAUUCACAUGGCGUUACAUGGUGAUAGAUGAAGCCCACCGAAUCAAGAAUGAAAAGUCUAAGCUUUCGGAGUUACUUAGAGAGUUUAAGAGUAUGAAUAGAUUGCUUCUCACCGGUACUCCACUUCAAAACAACCUGCAUGAGUUGUGGGCACUUCUUAAUUUCCUAUUGCCCGAUGUGUUUAAUAGCUCUGAUGACUUUGAUUCUUGGUUUAAUACAAAUGCAGCUCUUGGUGACAAUCAACUAGUGUCUCGGUUGCAUGCCGUUCUGAGGCCGUUCUUACUUCGCCGUCUUAAGUCUGAAGUGGAAAAGAAACUUAAACCAAAAAAGGAAGUCAAAGUUUAUGUAGGAUUAAGCAAAAUGCAAAGAGAAUGGUACACUAAGGUCCUUAUGAAGGACAUUGAUGUGGUGAAUGGUGCAGGAAAAGUUGAAAAAAUGCGAUUGCAGAAUAUUCUUAUGCAGUUGCGAAAAUGCUGUAAUCAUCCUUAUCUUUUCGACGGCGCGGAGCCUGGUCCCCCUUACACGACCGACGAGCACCUCGUAUACAACUGUGGGAAACUCGCAAUCCUAGACAAACUGCUCCCUAAACUACGAGAACAAGGAUCUAGGGUUCUCAUAUUUUCACAAAUGACCAGGAUGCUGGACAUUUUAGAGGAUUAUUGUCUAUGGAGACAAUACAAGUAUUGUCGUUUAGAUGGUCAAACGCCACAUGAAGAUAGAAAUAGGCAAAUUGAAGAGUACAAUGCUGAGGGAAGUGAGAAAUUCGUGUUUAUGUUGUCCACGCGCGCCGGCGGUCUCGGCAUCAAUCUAACCUCAGCAGAUGUCGUCAUCAUCUAUGAUUCGGAUUGGAACCCACAAAUGGACUUGCAGGCUAUGGACAGAGCGCAUCGUAUUGGACAGACAAAACAAGUGCGAGUAUUUAGACUUAUUACUGAAAAUACUGUCGAGGAAAAAAUCGUUGAACGCGCUGAAGUAAAGCUUCGAUUGGACAAGUUAGUUAUACAGUCGGGUCGCCUCGUCGAUGCUAAAAACCAACUGAAUAAGGAUGAAAUGCUUAACAUGAUCAGGCAUGGUGCAAAUCACGUAUUCUCGUCUAAAGACUCGGAGAUUAGUGACGAAGACAUUGACACAAUAUUAGCUAAAGGAGAACACAAGACUGAAGAGUUGAAGCAGAAGUUGGAGAGUCUCGGCGAGUCUUCACUACGCGCCUUUUCCAUGGACACACCUGGCGCUACAACAGAUUCAGUCUACCAGUUUGAAGGGGAGGAUUACAGAGAAAAGCAAAAAGUGAUACCGAUUGGUAAUUGGAUAGAGCCGCCUAAACGUGAACGUAAAGCUAACUAUGCGGUGGACGCCUACUUCCGAGAGGCUCUCCGUGUGUCUGAACCGAAGGCGCCAAAGGUACAGGCUCCGCGUCCACCAAAACAACCGAUCGUUCAAGACUUUCAGUUUUUCCCUCCGCGUCUUUUCGAGUUACUGGACCAGGAGAUUUAUCACUAUCGUAAAACACUUGGAUACAAAGUGCCUCGCAAUCCUGAAUUAGGCCCCGAUGCAGCCAAAAUUCAAAGAGAAGAACAGCGGAAGAUUGACGAUGCAGAAGCACUCACUGAAGAAGAGGUUCAGGAAAAAGAACAGUUGCUUACCCAAGGUUUUACUAACUGGACGAAACGAGAUUUUAAUCAAUUUAUCAAAGCAAAUGAGAAAUAUGGUAGAGAUGAUAUUGAAAACAUAGCUAAAGAUGUUGAAGGCAAAACUCCAGAAGAGGUCAUGGAAUAUUCUGCAGUAUUUUGGGAGAGAUGCCACGAACUACAGGAUAUAGACAGAAUUAUGGGGCAAAUAGAAAGAGGAGAAGCCAAAAUACAAAGGCGGGCGUCGAUAAAGAAAGCUUUAGAUGCCAAAAUGGCGCGGUACAGAGCACCAUUCCAUCAACUUAGAAUUUCAUAUGGAACUAAUAAAGGAAAAAAUUAUGUUGAAGAAGAGGACAGAUUCUUGGUAUGCAUGCUACAUAAACUAGGAUUUGACAAAGAAAAUGUCUAUGAAGAACUUCGUGCUGCAGUUCACGCUGCUCCACAAUUUAGGUUUGAUUGGUUUCUAAAAUCAAGAACAGCCGUAGAACUACAGCGCAGAUGUAAUACUCUAAUCACGUUAAUUGAAAGAGAAAAUCAAGAACUUGAAGAAAAAGAAAGAGCAGAGAAAAAGAAGAAAAGUGGAAAUCCAAACCAGAAUAUUUCAGGCGCGAAUGCUGCUGGUAAAGGAGCUAAUGCCGGCAAACGUAAGACUGAAAAUACUCCUGACACAGCCCAAAAACACAAAAAGAAGAAAAAAUGA